Messenger RNA from Symbiodinium sp. CCMP2456, 471 nucleotides. NCBI's taxonomy places the organism in Eukaryota, Dinophyceae, Suessiales, Symbiodiniaceae. The record is from the annotation of a GenBank genome assembly.
AUGGAUCAGAACGAGAAGGCCUUCCAAAAGCAAGACGCGGUCUUCAUUGGCUCCAAGCGGGUGACAGGAAAAAAGACCAAGAAGGCUGCACGCUACUGGCGCAGCGUUGGUUUGGGAUUUGCCACACCCAAGGAAGCAAAGGAGGGCAACUUCGUCGACAAGAAGUGUCCGUUUACAGGGAAUGUCAGCAUCCGCGGUGCUGUGCUGAAGGGCAUGGUCAUCUCCACGAAGAUGAAGCGAACCAUCGUGAUCCGCCGCAACUACUUGCAUUACAUCAAGAAGUUCAACCGAUUUGAGAAGCGCCACAGCAACCUCGCCGUGCACUGCUCGCCGGCCUUUGAGCCCAAGGAGGGUGACAUCGUCACAGCGGGCCAGUGCCGGCCACUGGCGAAGACUGUCCGCUUCAACGUCUUGAAGGUUGACAAGAACCAGAUCUUUGGCUCGGCACGGAAGCAGUUUGCUCUCUUCUAA